AAAUAACUCGUCGGAGUCAGUACGGUGCUCUCUCCGUCUCAGCCGUCGCCAACUAAUCUAUCCCCGAUCACGCGGCGAACCGCCGCAACACCACUAUCACCAAUCGCAAUGGAGAACCCUCCACCGUCCUCCGCCGGUCCGUACUCGGCGCCCGCGCCGGCAGCGCAGCAUCAGGACGCGGCGAAGGAGGAUCAGGACGUGGCGCAGCUCGUGCUCAACCUCUGCAUCCCGGAGCUCCGCGAGAAGGCCAUCAUCAUCCUUUCCAAGAAGCGAGAAAAAUGUGAAGAUCUUGCUCUACUACUAUGGCACUCUUUUGGUACAAUGGCUGCACUACUCCAGGAAAUUGUGUCAAUUUAUCGAUUACUUUCACCCCCACAAUUAUCUUUUGACCAAUCAACUCGAGUCUGCAAUGUGCUUGUACUCCUUAAGUGUGUGGCAUCACACCCUGAUACUAGGAUGCCAUUUUUAAAUGCACAGUUUCCACUGUACCUGUACCCUUUCUUGAACACUACCUACAAAACAAGAGAAUAUGAGUUCUUGAGGAUUAGUAGCCUGAGCGUGAUCGGUGCUCUUGUGAAGUCCGAUGAUCAUGAAGUCAUUGUGAAUUUGCUGUGUUCUGAAAUAGUUCCUUUGUGUCUGCGUGCUAUUGAGAUGGGCAGUGAACUUUCAAAAAAGGUGGCCACUUUUAUUCUCCAAAAGAUUAUGCUUGACGACACAGGGCUUGCGUACGUAUGCGCUUCUUCUGAACGUUUCUGCGCUGUUGCCAAUGUGCUAGCUCAGAUGGUCGAAGCACUUGCUGAACAGCCUUCCCCGAGGACGCUUAAGAACACAAUCCGCUGCUACCUCAGGCUGACAGAUGAUCGAAGGGCCUGCCAAGCGUUACGUGACUACCUCCCCAUCGCGUUGAGGGACGGGACAUUCAACGGCUUAAUCGAGGUCGAUCUCACAGCAAGGCUAUGGCUCCACCAGCUGCUGCAUAACGUCAUGAUGUCAGACAGUGGAGGCGGCCCUCGCCCUGCCCCGGGUCCUGUGAUGGGGAUGUGAAUGAAGCCGGUCGCCACGCCUCAUCAUCUGUGAAGAUCCAAGAGCGUGCGUUGUAGCUGUAGGUAGCGAAGUAGUAACCCACAGGGAAGGGAAAGCAAUCGUGGUGGUGUUCACACCCUUUUGGAGGGAACAAACACAAACAGCUGAGCUUUGUGCCGUUUGGAUGGCGAAGAAGCAACGAUAACACGCGUCUUCUUGAUACAAGUCUGGCUGGCCAUUGGUCGUUGGGAUUUUGAAA
Messenger RNA from Zea mays, 1282 nucleotides. RefSeq lists its product as uncharacterized. Lineage: Eukaryota; Viridiplantae; Streptophyta; Magnoliopsida; Poales; Poaceae. Gene Ontology annotation, cellular component: CCR4-NOT complex. Gene Ontology annotation, biological process: mRNA catabolic process. The record is from RefSeq and is marked validated.